Molecule: messenger RNA, 749 nt
Organism: Diospyros lotus (date-plum)
Lineage: Eukaryota; Viridiplantae; Streptophyta; Magnoliopsida; Ericales; Ebenaceae
Exons: 3
Coding region: 100-450 (116 amino acids)
Cellular component (GO): chloroplast
Source: RefSeq, a predicted model, not a curated record
GUAUCAGUGCCACAGACAUGAACCAUCGUAUCCAAACCAAAAAACCAAUUAACAUAUAUGUGAACUGAACACCAAUUGAAGAUCCAGGGCGACUCAUCAAUGGCAGCCAAAGUGGCCCUCUAUUCAAGCCUCAGUGGCAAGCUUCUACUCCCAACCAAGGGACCCUCUUCAUUCCCAGCCUCCUCAUCACCAAAACCAAGAAGAGUUCACCAUUUCAGGAUCCAUGCAAAACUGGGUGGGGGAGAGGGUGAAGUGAAGCAAGGAGGGAAGAAGAAGUUCAUCACAAGAGAGGAAGAGCCAGAGCAGUAUUGGCAAACAGCAGGGGAGAGGGCAGGGGAGAAUCCCAUGAAGACCCCACUUCCCUACAUUAUCAUAUUUGGCAUGUCAACUCCUUUCGUGAUCUUAGCCAUUGCUUUUGCCAAUGGAUGGAUCAAGGUUCCAGUCAGAUAAAAUGACAAGCAGCAGCAGCAGGAAGAAGGCAAAACUUGACUAGGUUAUGCAGUGUAUAAUACGCAGAGAAUCGAGUUCAUAUGAGAGCAUACAUCUCAUAGUAUCUUUUCUUCUUUUAUUUUCAGAGUACCAAUGUUUUUCUUGUAAUAUUCCAAGUGAAAAUCACAAUACAAUCGCAGAAUGAAUGUUUGAGCAAUAUAGAGAGGAGGAUAGGAACGACAGUGGAAGGGAGUGUCUUAAAAGAAGUAAGGCCCAAGCAGCAACUGCCUUUCAAUGAAUUAGAAAUGGUUGGCUCCCUA